Messenger RNA from Pogona vitticeps (central bearded dragon), 5485 nucleotides. The record is from RefSeq and is a predicted model, not a curated record. Lineage: Eukaryota; Metazoa; Chordata; Lepidosauria; Squamata; Agamidae.
GCAGGAAGUGCCCUCCGGUCUCUGCGGGACACUGCGGCUCCUGGGCGCCCAAGCCGCUUCUCUUCUUCUUUCCUCCUCCUCCUCCUCCCCUUUCCUCUCCUCGCUCAAUAGACGGCCCUGCCUGCACCCGGUCAAGGGACCCGUAUAAGCUACAGGAGGCCCCGCGCGGCCGACGAGGCGGUGGGCUUCAGGAAUGCCUUUUGGGCAACACACAAAGGGUAGCAGCCAGUGGAGGUCUGGGUAGCCAAGUGCGCCUCUGCGGUCCGGGGCGAUCCGGCAUGGAGGCGUCGCCGUCGCCCCCACCGGGGCCCGGGAAGGAAAACAACAGGCGGCGGCGGCGGCGCCUGCCCGGCAGCCACCGGCGGCUUUAUCCUGCAGAGGAAAGUUUAUUUGCUAACAGGGCAGCCUUUGCCGCCACAGAGUGAUGCGCCAUGCCUAUAGUGGACAAGCUGAAAGAAGCCCUGAAGCCUGGGCGGAAAGACUCUACUGAUGAUGCUGACUUGAGCAAACUGUUGGCAGCUUCUGCAAAGAAGGUUUUGUUGCAAAAGAUUGAGUUUGAACCUGCCUCCAAGAAUUUCUCCUACCAGCUGGAGAGUCUUAAGAGUAAAUAUGUUCUGCUGAACCCAAAGACGGAAAACCCCAGUAGGCACAAGGGCUCCGAAGAAGCAUCUGUCCGGAAACAAGGCAGUGAGCAUGCCCUGGGAGGAGAUGGAGUGCCAGCCCCACAGAAGGUCCUUUUCCCUGUGGAGCGUCUGUCCCUGAAAUGGGAGCGGGUGUACCGUGUCGGAGCAGGACUCCACAACCUGGGCAACACUUGCUUCCUCAACUCCACUUUGCAGUGUCUGACCUACACCCCGCCUCUGGCCAAUUACCUGCUUUCGAAGGAGCACAGCCGCACUUGCCAUCAAGGAGGCUUCUGCAUGAUGUGCAUUAUGCAGAAUCACAUGAUUCAGGCUUUUGCCAACAGCGGCAAUGCCAUCAAGCCAGUGUCCUUCAUCAGAGAUCUUAAAAAGAUUGCCCGGCAUUUCCGUUUUGGCAGUCAGGAAGAUGCUCAUGAGUUUUUGCGGUACACAAUUGAUGCCAUGCAGAAGGCCUGUCUCAACGGUUAUACCAAGCUGGAUCGUCAAACUCAGGCUACUACGCUGGUGCAUCAGAUCUUCGGCGGCUAUCUCCGCUCUCGAGUAAAGUGCUCCGUUUGCAAGAGUGUCUCGGACACUUACGACCCCUACCUGGAUGUGGCUUUGGAGAUCAGGCAGGCUGCCAACAUAGUUCGGGCGUUAGAGUUAUUUGUGAAGGCUGAUGUGCUGAGCGGUGAGAAUGCCUACAUGUGUGCAAAGUGCAAGAAAAAAGUGCCAGCCAGCAAGCGCUUCACCAUUCACCGGGCAUCCAAUGUACUCACAAUCUCGCUCAAGCGCUUUGCCAACUUCAGUGGAGGCAAGAUCACCAAGGAUGUAGGCUAUCCUGAAUUCCUGAAUAUCCGUCCUUACAUGUCGCAGAGCAGUGGUGACCCUGUCAUGUAUGGCCUGUAUGCUGUGCUUGUACAUUCAGGAUAUAGCUGUCAUGCAGGGCAUUACUAUUGUUAUGUCAAGGCUAGCAAUGGGCAGUGGUACCAGAUGAAUGACUCUCUUGUACAUUCAAGCAACAUCAAAGUUGUUCUCAACCAACAGGCCUAUGUGCUCUUCUAUCUUAGGCUCCCGAGCAAGAAGACUCCUGAGAUGACCAUCUCUAAAAGCAGCUGUUCUGUGUCCAACCGAGCAAGCAUUGUCUCCAGCCACAUGAAGAAAAGCAUGACCAAUGGUGCCCUCUCAUCACCGCUAGUUAGCAAAAGGCAAGACAUGACUCAGGCAAAGAAGAGUUCAGAAGCAGAGGAAUCUGGAGUCCCCGUUUCUCGUAGUUCCUUUGCUUCCAGCUCUAAACCUCAGAAUGGGAUCCUCCCUCUUCCUCCUGCUUCUUCCAAGCUCAUCCUGAGCACCGGAUUCUUGUCCCCCAAGCUCCCAUCCAAGCCCAGUUUCCUGGAUGACUUAAGCAAAAGAUCCAAGAAACAGCUUCUCAAAACCUCUCAGGACUUCAGUGAAGAUGGCAGUGCCAAAGUGGACACGGGCAAGCAGAACUCCUGGGGCGACAAAGGGUUGGCGUCAUCUUCACCGCCGGCAGACACGCCCGGAGGAGACCCUGAGGCCAAGGGGCGUGACGAGGUCAUAGAGCUGCCAAGCAAAGACUCCUUAUCCUUGACGUCUUCUUCAUCAUCUGCAUCGUCUUCUAGCAGCUCCUCCUCCAGCCCUGCACACAACGCGGCCAAGGGGCUGCUACAUCCUUCGGUCGGCAUCAAUGGUUACUGCUCCUCUCAGGAAACGGACUGUGCCUCUGGGAAACCUGUUUCUGAGGACUCAAAGUUUUCCAAGCUAAAGUCACCCUUGCUUGCUAACGUGACCAAUCUGGAGUUGGGAAGCACGAUGUCACCCCCGCCUGCGAAGAAGCUGGCACUUUCUGCCAGGAAGGGCAGCAACACACAGCAGAAAGUGAGCGGCAGUGAGCGUCGAGUGCCGCCCCACUCCCCACCACCAGCUGCCACAAACACCAUCCACCCUGUCUGUGCCGCUGUGCUUGGCUGUCCCAGGGUGCUCUCGCCUGCUUCCAAACCUUCAGCACCUCCACAACCAGCCAACAGCACUUUUGCCAACUUCACACCCUCAUCCAGCUUCAAAUCUCGCUGCCUCUCUGCUGCCCCUCUGUCACCACCUGCUAUGUCCGCACAGGCCCCUACUCACUCUUAUCCAAACAAGGACAAGGGGCCUCUCCCUACCAGCUCAAAGAAGAAAAAAAGGAAGCGUAGCUCCCUAGAGGAAGAGCAAAGUGCCCACUGCAGCCCAGCCAUGUCAGACAGUGAUGCUGAGGCGACCUGGCUCUCUAGGCCUCCCAGGAAGAAGAGGCAACUGAAGGAAAAUGGGAGCACCGUGACUUCUCCAGAGAAAUUUAACCUGGUGGCAUCUGGAAAGGAAGAGGAAGGGGAGGUGUCUGGGGACUGCAAGGCAUCAGAUUCUAGUCUAACCAGUUCCAUCCGGAAGAAGAAGAAGAAAAAGAGGCUGCAGCAGAGGGAGGAAGACUGCACACCUUUGCUGUCCUUUGUGAGCAGCUUCCCUCCACAGAACGAGGCAGAAGUAUGCCAGCUACAUAUGCCAGUGAAAGAUCUCUGUAGCACAAAAAAGAAGAAGAAGAAAAAGAAGAAAAUCAAUCCGCUUCCUUCACAAGGAUCAGACCAAGGCAGUUGUGCUGGAGAAAGUGAACACCGCAAGCGCAAGAGGAGGGAGGAAGAGGGCAGCUCUGCGCCUGCAGUCAGCAGCUCCCGAGAAGAACUUAGUGAGAAUGGACUUCCUUCAGCAAGAACCAGCUCCCCAGCAGCAUCAGCCUAUGACAGCCAGCUGAGACAUGAGGGUGUGAGCUCCCUGAACAUCCUGAAUCCAAAGAAGGAAGUGAAGCAACAUAAAUGCGGACAAUCUGAUGUUGUCCAGGAGCUACUGAAGGGUUCUUUGGACAAAGCUUAUGGAAAGCAAGUGCUGACAUGGGAUGGUGAGGUGUCGGCUGUCAGCCAGAAUGCUGUACAAGAUGCUAUAUGGUCCCAGAGGCAGACAGUCCUUGAUGAUUGGGAUGAAGAGUUUGACAGCGGGAAGGUAAAGAAAAGCAAGAAGCUCAAACGUGAGCAAAGAAGAAGCUUCAAUGCCUUCCAAAAAUUGCAAAGCCGGCGUAACUUCUGGGCUGAGACGCAUCCGGCUAAAUUGACGAGCCUGAGCUACCGGCUUUGAGAUGAUGAGUCCUUAGCUACCGCAGUGCUAUGGUGAAUUCCUGUACUUUGACACUGCUAUUGACCAGCAUCGUACUGUCGACAGCCGCAGGUUCCCAGCCUGGCAGAAUUCACAGUGAAGGUUCUGCUCCUGCUCCCAAGUGGGAUGCUGCGAUUACGGAGGGUUCUGCUGGAUCAUCUCUGCAGCUUGGUGCGGAAAUCGGGCGUCACUGCUAUUCGUGAGACUGUUACGAGGAGCAUUUGCCAGCGAAGGCAGUGUUCCAGGGUAGUAGUGAACAUCAGGCAUGGAUCAGCAGUGAGGCCAGGAGUAACUAACCUUCUGGAAUGAAAUCCUUCCAGUGCCUCCCAAGCUCAGUGAGCUGUGAUGCCCUUCUCUUGCCUCCAGAGCCAGGAGAUGAAGAGAGCUAAAAGCUGCGUCUGACUCCUUCGAAACGGACACUGUAUUGCCUGAAGUGGCAUUUGCCUCUUUCCUUGCUCCCCAGCUACGUCAUAAUAUGGCUUUUCUUAAUACAUUUCUCCCCUUUACCUGGAAAUGUUCUUCGACACAAAUAUUUUUCUAAGUAGUUCUCCACAUCUCUUUCCUGUUGUGAAGAAUCCAUGAACUGUUUUUGGUACAGCAAGGAAAGUUGUUGGAGGGGUUGGCCAGCCCUGUAGAAUCAUGGGUCUUUUAAAAAAAAACGACCCAAACUAAAAAGCUUUUCUUUUCUUUUUUUGUAAACCCAAUUACUGAGUACUCAGGAGGUUAUGUGUAAUCAUGACAGCUUCUUCAUAGCAUCCUGUAACCAUAGCUAAGUCACAGUACCAUACCAGUUGCUGCAAUCUUACUAUUUUGUACAUGCAGGUGAAGGACUGGAUGUCUGGCUGUUCCUCAGUACUGAAGAAAAAUCCCUGUAAAUGGGAUUGAUUUAGACAAAGGAACAUUCACGCAUUCCAUUUCUGCAACUAGAAUCCUGCUUGCUUGGGUCUUCUGGCAAAACAAAAACCCAGCAUUUCAAUGGAUAGUUGUCAAGCCACAAAGGAGGAAAGAUCCCUUGUUUCCACAGGGUUGGCCUAAUAUUUUUUUUAAUUACUCCCUUGCAUCCACUGCUGCCUUCCCCAGUUUGGUCCCUGCCAGGUGUAUUGGGCAAGAAUGUCCACUAUUCAGGGUGGGUGGGUGUUAAUGAUGCAAUUGAUAAACCAACAUCUCUGAAGUCUCUGUGCACUCGUUUGGGAAGAGCUAUGGUGGACAUUAGUUAGGUAGCCUUUCCUGUAGUUUCCCAAAAGGGAAUGAUCAAUUUGAGGGGCAGUCCAUCUGCAUCCUGCCCAUUCUUGCAUCCCCUGCAUCUAGGAGGCCAUUUUGUUGCCCUUUCAAUGUUUGCACCCAUUUUCAUGCAUCCACACAUUGGGUGCAAGGGUUGAAAACAAGCCAUAUUCUUUCUACCAUGUAACAUAUAUAAACACAGCUGCAAGUUUUGGCCCUUGUGUUUAUUUUGAGCUAAUGAUUGUUGUUUUUCUUGCCUUGGGGGAGGGGGGGCACAAAGACUCUUCUUGAUAGAAUCUCUCCUGCUGGCGGUGCCCAUUCUCAACUCUCCUGCCGACAUAUAGAUACCCUGAACAAGGGUAUGUUUUGCACCUCAAAUUGGGGCUUAUUGCUGUAGCCCUAGUUGUAGCAAUGGUUCGUGGUGCAAUAAAGGAAUGUUUUAUGUA